Molecule: messenger RNA, 679 nt
Organism: Brassica napus (rape)
Lineage: Eukaryota; Viridiplantae; Streptophyta; Magnoliopsida; Brassicales; Brassicaceae
Exons: 1
Coding region: 161-469 (102 amino acids)
Source: RefSeq, a predicted model, not a curated record
CACGUUCCUCUUCUUACCAAACCGACUUGUAGCUUCUUCUUCUUUUCCAUUGCCCAAAACGAAAAAAACGACAAGAUAUUUUUUAAAAAAUAAAUAAAAUAUCUAUCGACUCGCUAUUUAUUUCUUGAAUAUUUCGUCUCAGAUUAAUUAAUAUCGGAAUAUGAGCGAUCCAAUGGGGGAAACUGGAUUUUCUGGAGAAUCGGCGGAGAUGGUCUUCUCCGAGACGGAGAUGGCGGCGGCAGAACUGCUUAUGCAGCUGAGCGAGGAGGAAACAGUGAGCUGUAGCAGCAGCAACGUCGGAGAAAGUGGAGGAGGUGGCAAGAGAAGACACGAAGAUGUUUGCUCGAGAAUCGGAAACGACGGCGUAAAAGGCAAUUGUAAUCUUGCCCGGAAGAUGAAGAAGAUGAAGGAAAAGAAGUUUCGAUCUCUUGAGAGUAUUUACAUGGCAACGAAAGAGAUUAGGGCUUAAUAAAUGGAAGAAAGGGGGAUGGAAUAAUUACAUGUUAAUCGUUUUUAAUAACCUGUGUCGAUGGUUUUUGUGUGUAUAUGUGGCGCUUAAUCUAACGUUGGAGCUUGAGGACGUGUGAUAAUAGUUUUUGAAGAUAUUGAGAUAAAAAUUGUAAAAUAUAUAUAUUCUCACAUAACAUGUCUCCGAGUUUUGGCAAUAUUUUCUAUUUAA